Messenger RNA from Periconia digitata, 853 nucleotides. The record is from the annotation of a GenBank genome assembly. Lineage: Eukaryota; Fungi; Ascomycota; Dothideomycetes; Pleosporales; Periconiaceae.
UGAUUUUAUCAUUGGCACGCCUCAGCUACGUCUGACGGUCAUAACACCAAUCCUCCACGCUGAUCUAUCUGCUUACAAGGUGUUGCAGCGCAAAAUGCUGCAACUACGUGGCCAGUAACGAGCCGUGACUCGCAAUGACGGCACUGCUACUUCAAGAUAUCAUUUCGUCGCGCCACCAUUGCAAUUUGCAAUGGAGGGUCCCCCUAGACAAGGGUCUUGCAUGAGCAACCUCGCCGAACAACGUGUGAAGGAUCGACGUCACAUCAAAGACCAUGUCUAACCAUGUCCCGACUCCCCCGAGCCCCUCGCUCCGGCAUCGGUACAACAUCUGCUUUCUACAUAGUACAUGAUAUACUAGCGGUUACCUCUGGUACCUGGUGUUCGGCAAAGACCUGUCGCUAUCGAAAAGGACUGUUUUGGGCGAAUUUCCAUGGCGCGUUGCUUAUUGAAUUGCUGCUUAGCACUAACUAGACACACUGCUCUUUACUGCCUGGUUCCGCCGGUCACUUUGCCACGAUACGUUUUCACAUCAGAGAAGCUAGUAUACAUCUUCGACCGAGUUGCACAGAAUUGGUUUCUCAUCCUCGCCGAACAUCAAAGAAACUCGGAGCGGAUCACAGCACUAACUAAGAAAGAUCCCCUCAAGGCUCGAGCCGUUACCGCCCAGCUCCACUGUGGACGGACGCACGAGCCGCCACCGCCAAUUGGACACGAAAUGCAGAGUCGGGAGUCGGAAGACACGAAUGAAUGCCGACCUGCCAGCCUGACAAACUGCUCGUUUUCAAUUCGUACUGUACAUAUAAGGCAAAGAAAAUUGCAAUUUCAGCCUACACCGCCGACUUUUGAGUUUUGA